CGCGUUAUUGCCGGUUGGGUUAUCGGUCCACAUCACCACACGACGUUCACAGUGUGUACCUAUGCCUAUAUUAUACGUUCGGCCUGGACAAUCCGACAAUGAUUAUUAUUAUAUUGUCACAGUCGACCGCCGAGAUUCUCGAGAGACGUGUGCGCGAGCAUUUUAAUAAUAAUAUUAUACCUAAGUUUUUUUUAUUGCCCUUUAUUUUAAUAUUGUAUAUUAUUUAUAUUACGGUUGUAUGUGUAGGUAUUACUAUUGAUAUUAUCAUUAUUUAAUUACCAUAUUAAUAUUUGAUACUAUCAUGAGCGACCUUGAACCAGAGUCGUGUCGGCGAGUGGUUUUCGACCGAGUGCUGGGCAAAGGGACGUUCAGCACGGUGUACAAAGCACUGGUGGAGCCGGACAACGAGCACAUAGCUCUGAAAAUCGUUCACCUGCGGGACAUUGUCAACGACCUCAAAACCGUACAGGAUUGCGUAAACGAAAUCAGCAACCUGAAGAAACUGAAUCAUUCAAAUAUCAUACGAUGUUUGUGGUGGGAUUUUUCGGAUUUUGAACUGAAAAUUGGCUUGGAACUGGCUACCGGUGGAGAUCUAAGACGGAUCAUCCAUGAGCACUAUGAUAAGUUUGAUCUAAUUAAAGAACCUAUCAUUUGGUCCUGCGCCGUCCAAUUGUCCAGUGCACUUUAUCACAUGCACGAAUCAAGAAUCAUGCACCGAGACAUCAAACCGGCCAACAUUUUCGUGUACGAAUUGAAAGAAGAAAAGAAAUCGCUGUACGAGCGGUGGAAAAAUGUGAAGAUCAAGCUCGGUGACUUUGGAUUUAGCAAAGACAUUACGAACGGUUUGGAUAUGACCUGCCGGUCGGUGCUGGGCUCUCCACUGUACAUGAGCCCCGAGAGAAUGUUACACCAAAAGUAUUACUUUGACAGCGACAUAUGGUCAAUGGCUUGUGUCAUAUAUGAGUUAGUAGCACUUCAGGCCCCAUUUCAUUUGAAUACCUUAGACAUGAACUUGAUGACCAAAAGAAUAAUAAAUGGAUUUUACCCACCCAUACCUUCAGACAUCUAUUCUAUAAAGAUUACAAAAUUCAUAGAUAGCUGCAUAAUAGUCAACCACAAGUUCAGGCCAAAUAUAUCACAGAUCCUGAGAAUAACAAGGAGAGGAUUAGCCGAAUCUCAGAAUACUGCACUUCCAUCAUAAUUUGAUGAUUGCUAUAUAAAGUACAAUUAUAAUACUAUUACAGUAUAGAUUCUAGACUAUAAUAAUAAUACACUUUUUAAUAGUCUCUUUUAGACUAGAAGACCAUUUAAAAUGGUUUGCCAAUAACAGCUACAGGUUUAACAUUUGAAACCACCAAAUACUAUCGAUAGAGUAAAUGCACCUAUUAUAGAAUCUAGUAGAUUAAUUUUUGUACAACCAUCAAUCAAUUUUUUAUUUUAUAUUUUAUUUAUUUUUAUACAUCUUUAUUAGGGCUAAACAAUAAAUGUACAACAAUUGAUUGACGAUUUUUCUUUUUACAUAAUCAAGAAUGAAAACGGUUACUAAAAUUUGUAUAAGCAUUUCAUUUAACAUAUUCAAUAUUUUUAUUUUUUUUUGUAUUUAUAUAAUACAAUACAUAUGACAGUAUUAUCAGCACUCUUGGCGUAAAGCAAUAGGUAUUUGUUAUUUUUAAA
Molecule: messenger RNA, 1674 nt
Organism: Acyrthosiphon pisum (pea aphid)
Lineage: Eukaryota; Metazoa; Arthropoda; Insecta; Hemiptera; Aphididae
Product: serine/threonine-protein kinase nekl-3-like
Exons: 5
Coding region: 302-1201 (299 amino acids)
Biological process (GO): protein phosphorylation
Molecular function (GO): protein serine/threonine kinase activity; ATP binding
Source: RefSeq, a predicted model, not a curated record